Molecule: messenger RNA, 4319 nt
Organism: Helianthus annuus (common sunflower)
Lineage: Eukaryota; Viridiplantae; Streptophyta; Magnoliopsida; Asterales; Asteraceae
Exons: 2
Coding region: 680-3340 (886 amino acids)
Source: RefSeq, a predicted model, not a curated record
GUAUAGUUAUUUAUUCUUUUUAGUUAGUUUUUAUUAUUAUAUUAUAUUCUUUUGUGUUUUGGCAGGUCCUGGUGCGAAUGGAGCAAAAACGAGUAAUAUGAAAAUGACCAGCCAGUUGGGCAGAGUAGGAUGCCAGAGACUGAAUUAAAAUUGCCGCCAUUUUUCGUGAUUGGGUCGAGGCCACUUAUCUCUAUUUUAUAAACUCAAGGGACUAAAGUGCAAAAUGUUGAAAGCUAUUUAAAAAUAGGUUACCAAAGAUGAGGGGCUAUUCUUGCAAUAUGCUGAAAAGAUGAAAUUAAUUCCAAUCAUAAAAGAAUCCUUGUUGACCGAAUCUGAAGAGUUUGACUGCCAUCUAUUUUAUUUCUUUGAAUUGGAUUUCUACAAUAACAUGAUGCCUGGCCCAACAUCAAUUUUGUGAUCGCAAAAAGAAGCCCAACUUCGUGAAGAUGGUCCAUUGCGAGACAUGAAUGGCCCAGCAGAAAAGAAUAUUUGGGGGACUUUGGUGGACGAAUAAAAAGAAGCACAAGACAUUAACUGUUGACGACAACUGGAGACGGCAGAAGGAGGGAGAGCCGCACGAGGAUCGACUGGACGUUUGUGAGAGUACCUUUUGCAAGAGAACACGGCUGGGGAAUAAUUCGAUCGAAGUGGAAGCAUAGAGAUCAAGGAUUAACGGUGGAUGCCCCAUACGCGCUCGCAGGGACCGCCGCCGUUGCCGUUUGCACUCAGGUCUUCCUUCUCGUCAUCUACGUUUGAGGUACGUGCUUCUAGCUCUACUUCAUUUUCUGUGUCCACCCCCGUUUUCGGUUUCACACCCAAGCCAUCCCCAUCACCAUCCCGUUCCCGUUCGCCUAGUCCUCCCGCUAUGGCGAAUCGUACCGUUUACCAGCAGGCCACCACCGGCUUCGCCGGUGGUAAUUCCCCCAUCACCCUUCCGGAUAUCCCGAACGAUCGGUCCUGGCAGAUUCCAUCAUACAUUAUGACCGCCAUUGCUAAUUCAUGCCAGUUCCACGGUCGGGAUGACGAGGAUGCCCCCGCGCAUAUCAAUCGCAUCACUCGUCUCUGCAGCACCUUCUCCAUUGAGGGUGUUAGUCUUGAUGCUAGAUACCUCCAGGUUUUCCCAUUCUCACUCGCUGGACGCGCGGCUGCGUGGUUCGAUUCCCAGCUGGCUGGCACUUUUACUACUUGGGCACGUCUCCGCGAUGCAUUCUUAGCCAAGUAUUUUCCGCCAGCAAAGGCGUCUCGCCUUCGUGACCAGAUUCAUUCUUUUCGCAUGGAGCCAGAUGAGCCAUAUCAUCUAGCUUGGGAGCGUUUUCAGACCCUGCUAUCCCGUUGCUCUCAGCACGGGUUAUCUGAUUGGGCUUUAGUAGAAAAAUUUUAUAAUGGUCUUACUCCUGAGAUUAGGGCUCGUUUCGAUACCUCGGCAGGAGGUCAGCUUAUGGGUAAGAAAACAGUAGCAGAGUGUAACGAUUUAUUUGAGAGUUUUGCCCACUCCGAGAUGGACUACAGCGCUACCAGCAGGACUUCCAUUCCUGUUCAUACCACCUCGGCCGAUCGAGGGGUAAACCAAGUUAGCUUGGAUUCAUCGGUAGCUGCUGCAGUCGAGAGAGUGAAAGAGAGUUUGAGGCAGGAGUGGAGGCAUGAGUUGAGUGAAAUACAGAAAAAGGUUAAUAGGUGUGAGGUUUGUCGUGGAGGGCAUGAUACUAUAGAGUGUCCCACUCUCACUCUUGAGCAGGUGGAGUACAUAGCUGACCAGUCUAGGGGUCCCUUCAAUAAUUCUAGUGGUUAUCGUUCGGCUGGGAAUCCUCCUGGAUUUCCAUCUGGUCAGUAUCAGAGUAGAGGGCCGGGUAUUUAUACUAGUUCUAAUUCGGGGCAGUUUAGUGGGUCAGGAUCGGGUGGUCAGCCUGCGAGUGGGGGAGCGUCGGAGAGUAGUGUGAGUAGGCUAGAGGAGAUGUUCGCCAGGUUUAUGACUCAGCAGGAGGCGUUCAUGAAAAAUCAGGAGCAAAUUAACAAAAACAACGAGCUCCAGUUCAAGAAUCAGCAAGCCGCCCUCCUCGAUCUCCAGAGGUCAGUGGGCGGGCUUGCUAAGCAGUUACAGGAGCACCCACCGGGUCAGUUUUCGGGGAACACUUUCCCGAAUCCUGCGAAUCAUUCGGUAAAUGCUGUUACUACCCGUAGUGGGGUGAGUCUAGGAGAGGUUGUGAGAGAGAGUGUUCCUGUUGAGAGUGAUGAGGAGGUCGAUGAGGAGAUUGAGUUGGAGGCCCCAGGCAAGGUGCAACAUAGGCUAGACCCAGCAAGUACCGCACACGCCGAGGAGCCUCCCGUAGAGAAGAGAGUAGGAAAGCAGCCGGUUAGGGUUAGGUCACCGCGAGAGGUUGACAUUUCUCGUCUUCCAUUUCCCGCCCGAGCUAGGCAGCAGUCGUAUGUUAGGGAGUAUGAGAAGUUUCUUGAGAUGUUCACCCAGCUGAAGGUGAACCUCCCGUUCAUAGAGGCAUUGAGAUCGAUGCCGAAAUACGCCAAGUUCCUUAAGGAUUUCCUUAAGCGUAAGGAUAGGAUAGGUGAGAGUUCUAGUGGCCCAUUGAGAGGAGAGUGCUCUUCAGUGACUUUAAAUAAACUCCCCGAAAAACUCACCGAUCCGGGCGUAUUUACGAUCCCUUGUUUGUUUGGUAGUGGCGUGGAAAACCACGCAUUGGCAGACUUAGGCGCUAGUAUAAAUUUAAUGCCAUACUCAUUUUACGAAAAACUAGGCCUUGGUGAGUUGAAGCCAUCUCGUAUGACCCUGUCGUUAGCGGAUAAGUCGGUUAAGUAUCCUAGGGGGGUCGUAGAAAAUUUGUUGGUGAAAGUGGAUAGGUUUGUCUUUCCGGCCGAUUUCGUAGUGCUAGAUAUGGAGGCCGAUGAGAAGGUUCCACUUAUUUUUGGGCGCCCGUUUUUGAAUACCGCCAAAGCGCUUAUAGAUGUUUUCUUAGGUACAAUUACACUUAGAGCGGGCGACGAGUCAGUGGUUUUUGAGGUGAAUAAGAUGAGAGGGUCGGGAGAUCGAGUCAAUGCGGUAUUGGUAGUGGAAGAGAGUGACACAAGUGGGGGUAGUAAGGUUGAGAGUGGUCCGAAUUUAGAAAAUGUGCUAAAACCCAAGUGUGGGGACCCACCCGAUAGGCGAUUAGAGUGGAUAGAGGAGAGAUUGUUUAGGUUGGAAUCAAGGUUCGAACCGCCGAGUGGAGAGUCGAGAGUUUGGGGAAGCUACGUGGAAGCUAAGGAUAUUACGGGUGCUUUUAACGAUAGUAGUGCUACGGCCCGUACGAGUCGAUUUGGAGGUGAGCUCCGCCUAUUUGAUCCUCCGUAAUUUUGUGGACAGUUGGGGUUAGUUGUAGAGUUUGUAUAGUGAGUCGUUGUCCGUGUCGUGUCGCUAGUUUAGGUGUCUUCGCGUCAUGUGUCGUUAUUUGUGUUUUUGUGUCUGUUUUGUGUUUUGUCUAGUGUUUUGCAGGUUGCAUCACCUUUGCGUGGCCGAGAACGACACCCGAGCAGCAUCACAGGUUCAUUCAUUUUCCGCUUUCACCAUCAUCCAUUCCACCAGUACCAUUCGGUUCAGGUCGACGUUCAGGUAUGUUCCCUGCAUAUUGUUGUUGUUGUAUUUGAGUCGGUUGUUCCGGGUUAAUUUCCAUCUUAAGUGUGGGGAAACGGGUUGCAUAUUUUUAAGGCAUUAAAAUGUGAUUUUUCACUAAAGAGUUGACCCGUUUUCCUUUGCAUCCACACUUUGGUUAGGUUUGGCACUUAGUUUGUUCGAGGGCGAGCAAAGUGCCAGGGGGAGGUAACAUGGAAAUUCGGUGGUGUAAUUGUGAGUCUUUUAUUUUGUACCAUGCGUCUAAGUUAGUAGUUUUUGAGUCUUUUUAUGUUUCGAGUCGGUAUUGCUUUGGUAUUUUGCUUGUUUUUGUUGAUGCAGAUUCGAAUACGUACCACCCGUACUCAAUCUCCAUUCGGGUGAGUUUGGAGCUGUCUAUUCAAAUUUCGGGCAUUUAUCGGGCAUGCUAGUUAGAGUCGAGCCGAUCGCGAACGAAAUGCUAUACGAUCGAGCUGGAUUGGACAAGAGUUUUGGAGCUUAGGCGAUAAUUUACCAGCUAAGUCCUUUCCAUUUGUACACUUGUUUAUUUAUAUAUAUUUUUUUUUUUUUAGGAGUCCGGUUUCCAUCCUUGCAUUAGGGACAAUGCAACAUUCAAGUGUGGGGAUGGGAACUUAUAGUUAGUGAGUCAUAAAUGGAGAAAAACACAAAAAAAUUAAAAAAUUGAAAAAUCCAAAAAAAAAAAAUUGAAAAAAAUCAAAAAACG